Messenger RNA from Aspergillus homomorphus CBS 101889, 2736 nucleotides. RefSeq names its product putative glycosyl hydrolase. NCBI's taxonomy places the organism in Eukaryota, Fungi, Ascomycota, Eurotiomycetes, Eurotiales, Aspergillaceae. The record is from RefSeq and is a predicted model, not a curated record. The transcript is spliced from 2 exons. Gene Ontology annotation, molecular function: hydrolase activity, hydrolyzing O-glycosyl compounds. Gene Ontology annotation, biological process: carbohydrate metabolic process. Bases 1 to 2736 code for a protein of 911 amino acids.
AUGCAUCUUCGACGUUUCUUCGGGUUAUCAGCCCUUCUACCUUUGAUAUCGGGAUUUGUUCUGUCUCCUGGUGAUACGGCAACGAUUCCUGGCUGGGACCUUCAGUCCUCGCUCCAAGCCAAAGACGACCCCCGGAAGCUUUCACAGCCCGAUGCUAAGACCGACUCAUGGCACCGUAUCAGCUCACGCAGCACCGUCAUGGCCGGCUUGCUUCAAGCCGGGGUCCACAAUGAGACCGAUCUUUUCUACUCAGACCACAUGAAGGCCGUUGAUCUCACCCCUUUUCAGUCCCCAUGGCUGUAUCGUGAAGAGUUCGGCUUGCAGUCGCCACCCAACGGCGGCCAUCUCUUCCUCGUCACCCAUGGCAUCUCCUCCAAGGCCGAUAUCUUCUUCAACGGCGCGCAAGUAGCGUCGAGCGAGUUCCAACAGGGAUGCUUUGGGGGUCACCAGUAUGAUAUCACGUCACACGUCCGAUCAGGGAAAAACGCUCUUCUUGUUCAGGCCUACCCGACCAACUACCUCGCCGAUUUUGGUCAAGGCUUCGCAGACUGGAACCCUUAUCCGCCAGAUAACGGUACGGGGGUCUGGCGCGACAUCGAGCUGAAACAGACAGGGCCUAUUUCUCUGUCCCCGGUCCGGAUCCUCACCGACUUUAAGGGCACGCCCAGUGAUCAAGUGACGGUGACGGUCAUCGCAGAUGUCACCAACCAGAACAAUAUACCCAUCCAGGGGUCCGUCAAGGGUCUCGUCGAGGCAGAAGAUGGGACGCAGCGGUUCCCAUUUGAAACGAAUGUACGCCUUAACCCCAAUGAGAACACCACCGUCUCUAUUCCCGUGUCGAUCAAAACCCCCCAGAUCUGGUGGCCAGCUGCCUGGGGUCGUCAGCCCCUCUACGCCGUCCAGCUCAACGUGACCACGCCUCAAGGAACAAUCUCUGACCGUACGCCACGCACAACCUUCGGCAUCCGCCACGUCGCCUCCCAGCUCAGCGCCGAUAAAGACGUCUCCUUCAGCAUCAACGGCCUUCCGUUCCUGGUACGCGGCGCAGGCUACGCCCCUGACCUCUUCCUGCGGUUCAACGUGAGCCGCAUCCGCACCAUCUUCCGCUACGUGCUCGACAUGGGCCUCAACACGAUCCGGCUGGAAGGCAAGCUCGAGCAACCGGAGUUCUACGAGAUGGCGGACCGAAUGGGGAUCAUGAUUCUAGCAGGGUGGGAAUGUUGCGAUAAAUGGGAGGGAUGGGACUACAACCCCGACGGCAAAGGCAUCAAAUGGGACCCGACAGACUACACAGUCGCCUUCCACCAGAUGUACCACGAAUCCACUUACCUCCAACCACACCCCUCGCUCCUCGGCUUCCUCCUAGGAUCAGACUACUGGCCCAACGACGCCGCGGCAGCAAGCUACCUAGACGCGCUCACACUCACCAACUGGAGCAACCCGAUCAUCUCCUCAGCCUCGACCCGUGGCCACCCCUCCACCCUCCCACCAUCCGGCAUGAAAAUGCUCGGUCCCUACGACUGGGUCCCACCAAACUACUGGACGCCAGACCCAACGCCACAAGGCGUCGAAACUGGGACGGCGUACGGGUUCGGGUCUGAGCAGGGGCCAGGCGUAGGGACACCGGGCCUGAGCUCGCUCUCGCAGUUCCUCUCACCAGGGGACCUUCAAACGCUCUGGCACCAGCCGCGAGCAGGACACUACCACAUGUCGACGGGCGACUCAGAAUUCUAUACGCGCGCGCUGUACAACACGGCGCUCUUCCAGCGCUACGGCCACCCGACCUCGCUGGAGGACUACCUCCAAAAAGCCCAGCUAAUAGACUACGAAGCCACCCGGGCUGAAUUCGACGGCUUCGCCCUCAACCAGAACAAUAACGCAACCCGCCCCGCCACGGGCGUAAUCUACUGGAUGCUCAACUCCGCCUGGCCAAGCCUGCACUGGCAGCUCUUCGACUUCUACCUCCGCCCAGCCGGCGCCUACUUCGGCGUAAAAGCCAGCACCGCCGGUGGUGCCACCGAGCACCUCGCCUACGAUUACACAAGCCGCGAGGUAAGCAUGAUCAACCACGCCAUCGUCGCCCGUUCAACCCCACGCACCGUGGAAAUAGAACUCAUCGCCGCGGCAGACGGCCGCACGCUCUCAAAACAAACGGUCAACGUACCGCCCACGGACCCAGGCACCUCGGUGUCAGUCGCACAUCUACCAGACGACGCAGUCGCCGCACUAGGCGACAACGGCGUAGGCUUCCUGCGCCUUAUCCUCCGCGACUCCACCCCAACACAGCAGAACACCCGGCUAAGCCGCACAGUCUACUGGCUCUCACGACACAACGACGAGCUAGAUUGGAGCCGCGCGAACUGGUACACCACCCCGGUAACCAAAUACGCAAACUUCAAGGGCCUGAGUGCGUUGAAGACUGCAGCUGUCACGGGUAAGGUUAGCAAGGUGCCACACCCCGCCGCGGAGGAGGAGGAGGAUAGCGCCCAGGCGACGACGCUGCUGGAGAUCUCGCUGGAGAAUCAAGCGGACGUGCCUGCGUUCUUUCUGCAUGUGACUGUCGUUGGGCCGGACGGUGCGGAGAUCGCGCCCGUGUACUGGUCGGAGAACUUCGUCACGCUUUUCCCGCGGGAGAGGCUUGCGUUGAUGGUGAGGGUUCCGCGGAGGGAGAGGGACGGGUGGGCGGUUGUUGUUGAUGGGGUCAAUGUUGAGAGGAGGGUGGUUGGGCGGGGGUGA